CUACAACAUGCUGGUCUUCCAUCCCUGUAGAUGGAGUGUUUUCCUUUCUUUGUCCCGUCUCUCUCAGAAGGAUGUUUCCCAAUCCUAUAACUUUGUUGUCUAUGAUGUAACGAUCCGUUUCCCUUUGCCACUACAGGACAACAGCUGGAGGGAGCAAAACUUUUAGCAACUGUAGGACAUUAAGAAGUUCGCUCCAACAAUAAAGUUAGGUUCGAAUUUCUUUGUUGGCCCUGAGCUGUCGGAUGUGGAAAUGAUGGAUUCGAGGUAUGAGAUACAGCAGAGAGGCGGAGGCGGAGGCGGUAGUGGGAAAAGCGGACAAAACUGGGGCUCGUUGAGCGGUUCCCCGGCUCUGACCGGUGGGCAGUCUCGCCGAAGGAAGUUGCAGCCGCGGCCGGCCGAUUACAAAUUGCAGGUCAUUAUCAUCGGCUCUCGCGGAGUCGGCAAAACCAGUCUGAUGGAGAGGUUCACGGAUGAUACUUUCUGCGAAGCGUGCAAGUCCACUGUUGGGGUUGAUUUUAAAAUCAAAACUGUUGAGCUAAGAGAAAAGAAAAUCAGAUUACAGAUCUGGGAUACAGCAGGGCAGGAAAGAUUCAACAGCAUUACUUCUGCUUACUACAGAGGAGCCAAGGGAAUUGUAAUAGUGUACGACAUUACCAAGCAGGAGACAUUUGACGACUUGCCAAAGUGGAUGAAAAUGAUUGACAAGUAUGCUUCAGAGGAUGCAGAACUUUUACUAGUUGGAAACAAGUUAGACUGUGAAGCUGACAGAAAAAUCACCCGACAGCAAGGCGAAAAGUUUGCCCAGAGGAUAUCCUGUAUGCGAUUCUGUGAAGCGAGUGCGAAGGAUAAUUAUAAUGUUGAUGAGAUAUUUUUAAAACUCGUUGAUGACAUUCUGAACAAGUUGCCUCUAGAACUUCCCAGGAAGGAGCUGUCCAACAGCAUCCUGUCUCUUCAGCCAGAGCCUGAGAUCCCCCCUGAGCUGCCUCCUGCCCGGCUCAACCUGCGCUGCUGCUGAGUGGCCUGUCUGCAAAAACAGUAGCAUUGUGAACCAUUCCUGCCAGGCACAUCCAGUCAAAUGUCACUGUGGAGGAGAGUGCUAAAGCUUGCUGCCAGUGUGAGAGAUCAACACUUUUUACUUGUGACUGGAAUUACACAACAAUAAUGCAUUUCACGGGAACAUGCAGUAUUUAUUGAUACAUGCCAACAAUAGACAAAUACUCUGUCUUGCCAGUGCAUUUGAAAAUAUGCUGCACCUACGUGCUUGUAAAUCUAUCAGAAUUAAUGACAACCGAGAUGAUUGAUUGGCAACCAAGUUUGCUGCAUUCAGGGAAGGGAGCUCUUUUAUAUAUUUCUCCGACUUCUUUAUGUAGUUUUGCAAGUUGUUGUAAUAUCCAUUAGUUUACCUCCUCCCACACACUGCGUUUUUGACUGAAGCUGGUACGAAUGGUUCAUUUAUCCAUUUUGCACUACAAUCAGUUGGCUGUAGUAUGUAAGAAGGAUACAAGGACAAAUAUCAAGAAAGCUACACAUUAACUUGUAAUAUGAUUCGUGCACUAUAUAUCAUUAGACAGUAUCUUGAGUCAGGAUGUGUACAUUUUCCUGUAAAAUGUGUUAACUUUUUUUUUUGGCUUUUUCAAAUGUAACAUUAAGCCGAUUCCUGCUUUUUAAUAAUGAUUAAGUCUGCUGUUUCAUUUACAGCUGUAGUGCAGACGAGAAGAGGACAGGCAGGCUAAAUAUUAAGGUAUAUUGAAGUGUUUUAAUAUUGUAAAAGGGACAUACAUUGACAUUAUAGACCCUCUUUGGUUUUGGUAAGGGCACUGAAUAGGAGAGUCAUAUGCCGAAACAACACUUGUGGAAAACCAUUAACCCGGCACACUUAAUUUAGCCCCAACACAAGUGUUAUUCCUGAAUAUGGUUGUGAAAUUAUAAAAUGAAACUGCACUUCCUAUUUUGGAGAAUUGUACUGAAGUACCCAAAGGCUGUGUUUAGCAGGUGAUGUCACGGCAGUGCAAGAUGCAUUGUUAAUGGCUGAUCCACACAGUUUGUAUGGCCAGAACAAGCAAAUCGGACUGUUAUACAAAGGGGGUGAUGAUUUUCACUCUGUGAAGUACACUGUUCCAUUGUAGGACCUGCCAGUAAGAAAAAUACAGUGUCUCCUUCAGGUAAUUGAUGCACACUUUGAAUGGCAGAGAUUCAUUAGACACUUCCUGUAGUUUGCAUGUGACGUUGCACCUGGUUACUACAGUCUGCAGCUACUCUGGGCUUUGCUAGGCUAAUUUACAGGACUUCAGCAUGUUGUUUUGUUGUUCAUUCAAGGUUAUGUAACUUGUAGUGUUUAGGUAAGUCAUGAAGAUUGCCAGUCUUGGCCUAUUUUAUCAUGUAAACAGUAAUUCAGCUAUAUUUAAUAAACAUUGGUAUUUGGUGGCAUUUCGGAGUAAACCUCCAUUAUUUCGACUGGUCUAACAUAUGAUCAUUUAAAGAGACUGUGUAUUCUGUAUAUAUAUAGACAUACACAAACAAACGCAAUACGUAUAGGUCUUUAAGACAUUAGCCCAGUUUGUAAAGCGUGGAUUGGUUUGCCCAAAAUUUACAGUGUAGCAAAUAGGAAUGCCCACAGCAAACCGGGGCACAUUUGUUUUCUCAUACCUUUAGAUAAUCAUACAAUCUUCUUUAAUUAUUUGUCAAAAUAAAAAGAUUCUGAAUGUUCAUCUCUUUUCUGUAUGACUUUAUUGGUGUCAUUUUGCAGGGAAAACUAUUGUGGUAUUCAUAAACUAAUGAUGUGCAAAUAAAGUUUUAUAUUUAUUUCUCAAUAAUAAAUAGAGUACAUACUGCUUUU
Messenger RNA from Acipenser ruthenus (sterlet), 2836 nucleotides. RefSeq names its product ras-related protein Rab-12-like. The transcript has 6 exons. Gene Ontology annotation, molecular function: GTPase activity; GTP binding. Gene Ontology annotation, biological process: protein localization to plasma membrane; Golgi vesicle fusion to target membrane; cellular response to insulin stimulus. Lineage: Eukaryota; Metazoa; Chordata; Actinopteri; Acipenseriformes; Acipenseridae. Gene Ontology annotation, cellular component: trans-Golgi network transport vesicle; synaptic vesicle; endosome. The coding region runs from base 251 to 1015 and encodes 254 amino acids. The record is from RefSeq and is a predicted model, not a curated record.